AUGGGUUUUAGCUGGUCAUGUGACGUAUGCACAGCUGAUAAGAGUUACACUAUGGACAGAUGUGCGUGUGGUAUUGAGUAUUCAAUUCUCGGAAAUUUCAUUUUGAUCCCAGUUGAUGAUGUGGUUACUGAAACAAUUGAUGACGCGAUGCGGAAGUAAAGUUUGUCGCAGGAAGGUCAAUCAGGCUCGACUGCAGCAACCCUGGAAACACAGAGCGAAUCUACUACAGAGGAGGACGUUGUUAUAGCUGUGAUUCUGUAGGAGUGAAUGUUGCAACUCAAGAAUAAUGACCACUUUGUUGAACCUUCUGAAUCUGAUGACAACCGUCUGGACAAGCCUAGCCGCCACUUCAUCAGUAUCAUCCCCACCAUCCAUUGUAGCUUCGGUCAACCCAAGGCACCAUUGUUCUAUAACCCACAAUGACGUGCUCAACGGAACAUCAGUUGACUGCCAGAAUCGGAGCCUGACCAACAUCCCAAAGGCCCUGCCAGCAGACACUGUUAUACUUCAACUCCAACAUAACAACCUGUACCAGCUGAGGAACUACUCCUUUAAUCACGUCCCUGAAUUAGUGCAGCUGUACCUGGCAUACUGCAACCUGUCCAGUCUAGAACCUCGAGCAUUCCAUGGAUUGGGCCGCCUACAGAUAUUGCGAAUGGACCACAACAAUCUAGUCCUGGACAAAGACACCUACAGUUCAGACAUCUUCCUCCCACUAACAAGCUUACAGGUUUUGAAUCUGGGCGGAAAUGAUCCAAGGACGACGGGGGAAAUACCCGAUGAGAUAUUUGUUACCCUACUGACUUUAGAAAGUCUCACAAUCGAUACUUUCCAGGAUGAAUCUUUUGGGAACGGAUUAUCACAAUUGAAAAAACUUACAGGUUUGUCUCUGGGCAGCUUUUGGACAGACCAGCCUUAUUGUGCUAUCAUGAGAUUGCAUAAUAACACUUUUUCAGUUUUUGAAAAAUCAAAACUGUCACAGCUUGACCUGCAAUAUUGUGACUUGUAUCUAAUUGAGGUUGGAACGUUUUUGCCCUUGUCACAUAUCACCACAGUUUCCAUGGAUACAGUAAAAUAUUUGGGCAUUGAUCCUGUGAUUCGGGCCAUGUUUGGAUUCAAUGGUAGGAACAUUUCACAAAUGAUAUGUCCAUAUUGCUUUUAUCCACAUGGAACAUCUUUAGAACAACUCAGAAACCAAAUGAUUAGUAAAGAAACGACCUCUCUUCUUAAGAACAUUUGCAUAGGCCAUCUUGACUUCUCCCACAACAGAAUACUUUAUAUCGAUACCUCGUUUGUAUUUACAUUCUGUAAAUGUUUGACGUAUCUCGAUCUUUCUCAUAACUAUAUUGUGGGACAUAUCGGAACCAUUUUCCUUUUGUCCUUUUUUAGGAAACUACAAUAUGUAGAUAUAUCAUUUCAAAUAAACUUUAAAAAAAAUGAUAUAGAUGGUGUGUUGCAAAAGGGCGUAGAGGAACAAGAUACUAGAUCCAACACAGCAGUUAUGAACAAAAACCUCCACGCUCCAAAUGCUGUGUUUUAUUUCCCACCUAGCCUUCGAAUCUUAAAGCUGAGAUCACUUUCUGCUAAUAUGGGAAAAUUGUUUUCGUCAGAAAUUAAAGGUGGUCAACAUUUGACAACGGUUGAUUUGGCAAACAACGGAAUUAAGGGGUCCCCACAGCACGUGCGAGGUCUCGAGCAUAUCCAGAGUAUGGACUUCUCAGGGAACACGGAAUUUAGAAUGACAGAACAAUUUCUUAAAUCAUUCAGUUGUGCCACACAAUUGUUCCUCAAUAACAAGGCUUUAUCUCAAGGAGCACUGUUACUUGAUGGCCCACUGUACAACGGUAUUCGUAGUUUGGUGCAUCUCACAAGGGUAGAGAUGUCAGGAAAUAAGAUCCAGUUCUUGCCAGGUGAUUUUUUACACCCACUUACAAAUAUAUCCUAUGUUAAUCUGGCUGACAAUAGUUUUGUGAAGAUGCCUUUUGAUCUGCCUUUCAUACCGAAAGAUCUGACCAUCCUUGACCUGUCCACGAACUCGCUCACACACAUGAGUGACAAAGAAAUGAACACUCUUGACACGAUUUCGUACAGAAAUAGGCUGACGCUGAAGCUUGCAGGUAACCCCAUAUCGUGUUCCUGCCAGGCUCUCCCAUUUGUUACAUGGCUCUCUACAACACAUGUUGCUCUAGAUAAGGGAGGUAACUACACUUGUGUGGAUGAAGAGGGUGUCAUCACCUCAACAAGCGCAGUCAACGCAAACUUCAACUGGCACUGGAGAAGAUGUAGAGGAGUUUUCUGGCUGUUGUUUACUGCCAUUCUCAUGUGCCUUCUUAUAAUGGCGGUUGUGUCCACACUGUUGGUUUUGAGGAACAUGACGUAUUUCCACCAUCACUUUCUGCUUCUGCUGGGCAGAGGUGCCCAAAUAGUCACCAGGGACGACUUUCAGAAAGAUGCCUACAUUGCUCACUGUGAACAGGACAAUAGUUUAGCAUGUAAUGGCAUUGGAAUGGUUCUCAAGCAGAGAUACAUGUUGAGAUUAAUCCUCAGUCAUGACUGUCUUCCUGGACAUGUGGUCAUAAAGCAUGUAGUGGACAGUGUUAAUGACAGCUGGAAGACGGUGCUGGUUGUCACAGAGAACUUCCUGGACGAUGACUGGUCCUAUUUCACAAUGCAGAUAGCAGCCAGUGCUGUAACUAGCACGAAUCCAAGCAGGGUUAUUCUCUUGUUGAUCGGCAGGAUCAACGAGGCUCUCCUCCCUGAUUUCCUGCUCAGUGUAGUGAGUGAAGAUAACAUAUUCCAUCUGAAAAACAUUCCAGACGAAGAAAGUGAAGAAUGGACACACAUACAAAACAGGAUAUUGACUGGAAGUGAAUACUACUUCACCUAACUUUCUAAAUGUAAUUGUGUUCCAAUUAUGAAUGAUGUUUCAAAUAUAUCAUUACCAUGUGACUUCCAUUUUCGUAUGGCCUGUCAAUGCCGGACAAUCAGCCUCGCUUAUCUGCUGAAAUAAAUUCAGAGUGAGUGAGUGAGUGAGUAUGGUUUUACGCCGCUUUUAGCAAUAUUCCAGCAAUAUCACGGCGGGGGACACCAGAAAUGGGCUUCACACAUUGUACCCAUGUCGGGAAUCGAACCCGGGUCUUCGGCGUGACGAGCCAACGCUUUAACCACAAGGCUACCCGACCGCCCCACGAAAAUUCAGAGAUGAACCAGGUGUCCAUGUCCUGCUGUACUGCUAGAUCAUGUCAGCCAUUCUCAAACAUAAGUGAUCCUUCAUAUUGUUUAACACACUGUAUUGGUUUACGCGUGAUAAAGAAUGACUUUCAUCAAAUAUCAGGAUCCUGGUUGUACUUACUCUAGCUUCAUCUUAUUUCUGCAGAUGAGAAGAAUUCUCUUUAAUAUAUUUCAUACUGCAUAUGUGGAUCUUUAACAAUAUACUGUCAUUUCAGAAUGAAGAUUUGUUGGAGAUUCAUAAUAAAUAAGUUUAAAAGUGAA
Messenger RNA from Haliotis rufescens (red abalone), 3492 nucleotides. Its product is annotated as toll-like receptor 4. The record is from RefSeq and is a predicted model, not a curated record. Gene Ontology annotation, molecular function: protein binding; transmembrane signaling receptor activity. Gene Ontology annotation, cellular component: membrane. The transcript has 2 exons. The coding region runs from base 287 to 2887 and encodes 866 amino acids. Gene Ontology annotation, biological process: immune response; toll-like receptor signaling pathway. Lineage: Eukaryota; Metazoa; Mollusca; Gastropoda; Lepetellida; Haliotidae.